CUACAAGCAACAUCACUGCUCCUGGAAUACAAGGUUGUCUGGUCACUAUGAACAAUGGCCCAGCUAUACUACAAAAAGGUAAACUAUUCACCGUACAGAGAUCGGAUCCCACUGCAGAUUGUGCGAGCAGAGGCAGAGCUCUCAGUGGAAGAGAAGGCCUACCUCAGUGCUGUGGAGAAGGGGGACUAUGCCAGUGUGAAACAUGCCUUACAAGAGGCGGAGAUCUACUACAACAUCAACAUUAACUGUAUGGAUCCUCUUGGUCGCAGUGCCCUUCUAAUAGCCAUAGAGAAUGAAAAUCUGGAGAUCAUGGAGUUACUUCUGAGCCACUGCGUGUAUGUGGGAGAUGCUCUGCUGUAUGCAAUACGGAAAGAGGUGGUGGGAGCUGUGGAGCUGCUGCUGAAUUACAGGAAGCCAAGUGGUGAAAAACAGGUUCCAACCUUGAUGAUGGACACACAGUUUUCAGAAUUCACUCCAGAUAUCACACCAAUAAUGCUGGCGGCUCACACCAACAACUAUGAAAUCAUCAAACUGCUUGUCCAAAGACGGGUAACUAUUCCACGCCCACAUCAGAUCAGAUGCAAUUGUGUGGAGUGUGUCUCCAGUUCGGAGGUGGACAGCCUGAGGCAUUCCAGGUCAAGGCUGAACAUCUACAAAGCCUUAGCCAGCCCCUCAUUGAUUGCCUUAUCAAGUGAGGACCCCAUCUUGACAGCGUUUCGACUGGGCUGGGAGCUGAAAGAGCUCAGCAAAGUGGAAAAUGAGUUCAAGGCUGAAUAUGAAGAGCUUUCUCAGCAAUGCAAGCGAUUUGCUAAGGACCUUUUGGAUCAAGCACGGAGUUCCCGAGAAUUAGAGAUUAUUCUCAAUCACAGAGAUGAUCAAAGUGAAGAGCUGGACCCCCAAAAAUGUCAUGAUUUGGCAAAACUAAAGGUAGCAAUAAAGUACCACCAGAAAGAGUUUGUUGCUCAGCCAAACUGCCAGCAGCUACUAGCAACACUUUGGUAUGAUGGUUUUCCAGGCUGGAGGCGGAAACACUGGGCCGUAAAACUCUUGACCUGUGUCACCAUCGGACUGCUAUUCCCUGUGCUAUCUGUGGCAUAUCUGAUUGCACCGAAGAGCAGGCUGGGACUGUUCAUUAAAAAGCCAUUUAUAAAGUUUAUCUGCCACACCGGCUCAUACCUAACCUUCCUCUUCAUGCUCCUGCUGGCAUCGCAGCAUAUCGUCAGGACUGACCUUCACAUGCAGGGACCGCCUCCCACCAUCGUGGAGUGGAUGAUCCUGCCCUGGGUUCUAGGUUUUAUCUGGGGAGAAAUCAAGGAAAUGUGGGACGGUGGAUUCAAUGAAUACGUACAUGACUGGUGGAAUCUGAUGGAUUUUGCAAUGAACUCCCUCUAUCUUGCAACUAUCUCCCUUAAAAUUGUUGCCUAUGUCAAGUACAACGGUUCACGUCCAAGGGAGGAAUGGGAAAUGUGGCACCCGACUCUCAUUGCAGAAGCCCUCUUUGCAAUAUCCAACAUUUUAAGUUCUUUGCGUCUCAUAUCCCUGUUUACAGCAAAUUCACACCUGGGACCCCUGCAGAUUUCUCUGGGACGCAUGCUGCUAGACAUCCUUAAAUUCCUUUUUAUCUACUGUCUGGUGCUUCUGGCUUUUGCCAAUGGACUGAACCAGCUUUAUUUUUAUUAUGAGACCAGUGCCUCGGAGGAACCCAACAACUGCAAGGGGAUCCGAUGUGAGAAACAGAACAAUGCCUUCUCCACACUUUUCGAGACCCUCCAGUCUCUCUUCUGGUCUGUGUUUGGACUGCUGAAUCUCUACGUCACCAAUGUGAAAGCCAGACAUGAGUUCACAGAGUUUGUUGGGGCCACUAUGUUUGGUACCUACAACGUCAUCUCUCUUGUCGUGCUGCUGAACAUGCUCAUAGCCAUGAUGAACAACUCCUAUCAGCUCAUUGCUGACCAUGCAGACAUAGAGUGGAAGUUUGCACGGACAAAGCUCUGGAUGAGUUACUUUGACGAAGGGGCCACCCUGCCUCCUCCCUUUAACAUCAUCCCAAGUCCCAAGUCUUUCUGGUACCUCUGCAAGUGGAUUCACAAUCAGCUGUGCCCAGGCAAUGAUUCUGACAAUGAGCAGAAGAGACAUGAAAACCUCAAAACAUUCACAGAGCGCCAUGCCGAUAACCUCAUCCAGAAUCAACAUUACCAGGAAGUGAUUAGAAAUCUUGUAAAAAGAUAUGUUGCAGCAAUGAUAAGAACUUCCAAAACCAACGAAGGCUUAACUGAAGAAAAUUUCAAGGAAUUAAAACAGGACAUCUCAAGUUUUCGCUAUGAAGUCCUUGACCUGCUGGGAAACAGGAAGCCACAGAGAAGAAGUUAUUCUACCAGUAGCACAGAGGUGUCUCAAAAGGAUGAAACAAAUGAGGAUAGUGCUGGAGAAAAACCCAAAGUCAAAAGCGUGUCUUUCAAUGUAGCCAACAAAAAAAAGGAUUUCAAUGUAUCUGCGCUAAUUAAAACAAUGUCUGGGAUUGAUAUGGUGGAAGAGAAGCCAAAAAGCAACGGGAUCAGUAAGCGCUCCUUCAUCCGAAAUGGAAAUAGAGUUCAGAGGCUUUCCAGUUCCAAGAAAGAGUCCUUUAAGAGACUGGGGCUGCUGUUCUCCAAGAUGAAUGGACAUGUACCUGAAGCAAAUUCAGAGCCCAUGUACACUAUUUCAGAUGGAAUUAUUCAGCCACACUACAUGUGGAAAGACAUCAAAUAUUCUCAGAUUGAUAAAGAGAGAGAAGAGAAUUGUUCCAAAAGUGAAAUUAACCUCAAUGAGGUAGACUACAGUAGGAACACAAGACUUACAGGACAGAGCAAGGAGUGCCCUGUGGUUUGUACCAGCUCCCUUCACUGUGCUUCCAGUAUUUGUUCCUCUAAUUCCAAACUUUUAGACUCAUCAGAGGAUGUGUUUGAUUCAUGGGGAGAGGCUUGUGACUUGUUUAUAAACCAGUGGAAAGAGGGGCAAGAGGACCAUGUUACAACGCGACUAUAAGUAAGGCUAUCUUAACGCCUGUUGGAAAAUUUGGUUGUUAUUAUUUGUAAUUGUUUGCUCUCACCUGGUUCAGCAUUAUGAAUUCUUUUCUGCCCCCAGGAUGAAACAAAUGUGAAACUCUGUUAGCCUAUUUUAUAGCUGUCUGCGCCUUCUAUUAUUUUAUUUUUGUUUUAUCUUCACAAAACCUGAAUGGAAGGCUUCACCAUUUACAAAAUCACUGUAAACCACAGUACUCAUUCAGCUGCAGCCAGUCUUUGAAUCCCACAUAAUUCAGAUACACCAGUGGCAGAGUAGAGGAUUCCUCCAGUGCUCUCCUCAUCACCCCAGCACGGCUGGGUUAUCACUCUGCCUCCUGCUUGAAGUCCUCAUCAGCACAUCCAGCUGGUGAGCAGUGGCUUAGCACGAGGCUGGGAGUCAUGUAAAACCUUUUUAGGAAGGGUAGAACUGGCUUCUUGUUUUCUUUAAGCAAUACAACCUCUGAUUCUUGCAGUAGUAUAGUUUUCAGGUCAUUAUAUUCAUAUUGUAAAUUGUUACCAAGAGACACCUAUGGUCAUGCAACUGGAACACGUUAUGAUUUGCCCUGGUAGGGAGCAGAAUGGCCUCCCAGUGAGGCAGGCAGGGGAAGCCAGUAGCCAGCCUUGCUCCCAACUUCUGCAUUGAUGAACCACCCAAAACCAGCUGUGGCUGCCUGAGACAGAAACCUCAGUGUGGUUCUUAUAUCACUAAUGGUAAACCAAAACCCAGCCCCGAACCUCACCCUUACACCAAGCUGCAUCUGUUUCUGAAAUUCUUGCUCUUAUUUCCACUGCUUCAUUUGCUUUUUGCUGCCUUCCCAGCCAAUGUCACGUUUCAGGCAGAAGCCACCCACCUGUGAUGUCUCUGGGUCUGUGAGCUGCAUUCCUGAAAAGAAACUGAAGUUAGAGCAGCCCAGACUGGAUCUGGCAC
Molecule: messenger RNA, 3969 nt
Organism: Lagopus leucura (white-tailed ptarmigan)
Lineage: Eukaryota; Metazoa; Chordata; Aves; Galliformes; Phasianidae
Gene: TRPC5
Product: transient receptor potential cation channel subfamily C member 5
Exons: 11
Coding region: 55-3024 (989 amino acids)
Biological process (GO): regulation of cytosolic calcium ion concentration; manganese ion transport; calcium ion transmembrane transport
Cellular component (GO): membrane; cation channel complex
Molecular function (GO): protein binding; store-operated calcium channel activity; inositol 1,4,5 trisphosphate binding
Source: RefSeq, a predicted model, not a curated record